This is a messenger RNA of Aspergillus mulundensis, 1974 nucleotides long. RefSeq names its product putative chromatin remodeling complex subunit (Arp9). The record is from RefSeq and is a predicted model, not a curated record. Lineage: Eukaryota; Fungi; Ascomycota; Eurotiomycetes; Eurotiales; Aspergillaceae. The coding region runs from base 1 to 1974 and encodes 657 amino acids. The transcript is spliced from 3 exons.
AUGCCGCCCUUCAAGGAUGAGCAUGUUCUUAUAAUUGCGCCAGGAUCGCAAGUGACCCUGGCGCAACUGGGCCUCCCCGAGUCGUUCACGCCCGCCCGAUGGCGCUUCCCCAGCCGGAUGUUCCCAAGCGAGAAGAAGGGCGAAUACGAACCGUACAAGAUUCACGAGAGGCGACAAGAGGUCAAAUCCGCCAAUGGCUCGACCGCGGCAAAAGAGCAGGAGGACGUUGAGAUGAAAGACCAACCACCACAGGAAGGGACGGCAAACGCAGACGCGCCGAAGACCGAGAGUACAGACGAGACGAAACCUGAAGCCGCCGAGAACGCGGGCGAAGAAGGCAAAGAAGGUGGUGAGAAUGGCCAGACCGUGCAGGAGAUUUUCUACGAGGAAGACAUUGCGUCUGAAGAAGGGGCGAUCUGGCCGAUGCAGAAGGGGCGUAUAGUCGACUGGGAGUGUUUCUUCGCUCUCUUAACACACGUGUAUAACACGCUCAGUCCGCCAUUCCAUACCCCUAUCAUGCUUGUUGCCGAGCCGGUCUGGUCAUUGCGGGAUCGGGAGGCAAUCACUCAGUUUGUGUUUGAGAAGUUCAAGACACCUGCGUUCUGCCUCAUGGAUUCCGCAGCCGCUGUAUGCUACGGGUAUGGAGUACAGACCGCGACUGUCAUUGAUGUCGGAAAGGACAAGGUCGAUGUCACUGCGGUUACGGAUUUCCAGGUCAAUGAGCACGGGCGGGGAGUCGCCUUGGAAGGUUGCGGCGGUGACUACAUGACUGACCGGCUGCUGGAGCUGCUGGGCUCGAAGGGAUUUUCAAGAGAGAUGUGCGAACAGCUCAAGCGGAGCAACAUUACCGAGCUCCUACCAGCGGGGACGCCUCUACCUGGCGCCGCCGCCACAGCACGCCAGAACGGGCCGCCAGCUGGUUCUAACACGCAACUUGGCGGCGUGGAAAAUGGACAACCUAAGAACGCGAAUGGUACAGCAGAAAACGAGGAAGAUGAGGGCGUCCUUGACGUAGCCGCUAUUGUCAGCGGUAACACCAGCGAAUUCCUCGCCGCGCGGGAGAAAGACAAGGGGACGAAGAAGGGUGCUGAUGCGGCGAAGCCUGUCCGCCUUCCCAACUCUAAGAAGGAGAAGGCUACGUUCCAGCACCAAGAAUUCGUCAAAUUGGAGCCAGAGAAGGACGCGCCUAGCGGUCCUAGUCGCUUCAUGCGUCAGACAAGAGAUAUCGAAGUGAGCGUCGAACGGUUCCUUUCUGCUACACCGAUGCAGAAGAAAGGGGAGCGACUGUCAAGCGGUCUUCUUGAGGAUAUCGCUACUCAGAUCCACCACACCAUCCUUGCCGUGCCUGAUGCUACGAAGCGCAGUGAUCUAUGGGACUCGCUGAUUAUCGUUGGUAACGGGAGCAAGGUUAAGGGUUUCACCCAAGCGCUCAUCAGCACAAUCACCCAAAAGUUCGUCCUCUCGCCCUCCGGCACAAUCUUCACGUCCGAAAUUCCCUCCAACUUCUCUACACCCCUUCCCACCGGCGGGACAAACACCCCCGUUCCAGGCUUUCCCGGCCAAAUGCACCACCCAGGCAGCCAAGGAGUAAACCCUCUCCUCGUCGCCGCCACCCACUCUGGAAACCCCAUGCCUCCAGGAACACCAUCCAUCGACCCCCUCUCCCACCACCGCUCCACCGGCCACUCGCAGACUCCUACCUCCGUCCGCACCGUAAAACCACCAGAGUACUUCCCCGAAUGGAAGGAGCAGACAGCCACUCAACAGCCGCCGCAGAAUCAACCCGGCCUCAACGGUCCCGGCGGCCCAGCUUCCGGCGGCGGCCACCGCGGUAUGGAAGAGGCUGUCUUCCUGGGCGCCCAGGUUGCGUCUAAGGUCGUGUUUGUCAUUGAUCAGGGUAUCAGUAAGGGCUUCAUGAGCCGGGUCGAGUACAACGAGAAUGGACCCUCGGCGAUCCAUGAGUAUGUUAUGUGA